AUGGGCUACUUCUGGUUUGUCGGGAGAGCUGAUGAUGUGAUUAACUCGGCUGAUUACCGCAUAGGUCCGUUUGAAGUUAGAUCGACCUUGAAGCUGCAUCCUGUCGUGGCAGAAUCUGCCGCUAUUUCCUCACCUGAUCCCAAGAGGGGCGAAGUUGUUAAGACUUUUGUCGUCUUGACAGACGAAUAUUCCCAGAGAAUGUCAACGCAGCAAGAUUUGGACGCUCUAAUAAACGAGUUGCAAAAAUUUUACAAAUUAAACGCAGCCCCUUACAAGUAUCCUCGCAAGAUCUAA
Cladophialophora bantiana CBS 173.52 is the source of this 294-nucleotide messenger RNA. RefSeq lists its product as uncharacterized. The transcript has 2 exons. NCBI's taxonomy places the organism in Eukaryota, Fungi, Ascomycota, Eurotiomycetes, Chaetothyriales, Herpotrichiellaceae. The record is from RefSeq and is a predicted model, not a curated record. Gene Ontology annotation, cellular component: mitochondrial matrix. Gene Ontology annotation, biological process: fatty acid biosynthetic process; acyl-CoA metabolic process. Bases 1 to 294 code for a protein of 97 amino acids. Gene Ontology annotation, molecular function: fatty-acyl-CoA synthase activity; fatty acid ligase activity.